GUCAAUCAAUAAAACUUGGGACCAAUCAGGUUACUCAGAUUUGGUCAUGUGAUUGUGACCACGCCCCCUUCCUUACUAGCGCUUGGGAGCUUACUCUUCUCGUACCGAGUACAUUGUUUUCUGUCGGAUUUACACGAUUUUCGGAUAUUAGAGCACCAGUAAGCUAGGCCCUGUUUUAAGCGGUUUGGCACAUUCCUUCAACACUUUCCGUAACUUGACCAAACUUUCCGACCAACACAAUGUCUGAUCUCGAAGCCAGAAGAGAGGCACGUCGUAAGGCAAGAGCCGAGAGAGAAGCGGCAGAGGCAGCGAGUGGGGGUGGAGAUGACGAAGCUAGUGAUAGGAUUGCACGACGUCGACGGGAGCGUGAGGAACGCCUUGCCAGAAUGGCUGCUGACAACACAGAAGAAGAUGACUUGGAGAAAAGACGUCGCGAGCGUCGUGAAGCAAGACUAAGAGCUGCAGGCGGUGAAGAGGAAGAAACCACAAGCAGACGUAGCCGCAGAGCUGACCCUGAGCCAGAAGCAGAAGCAGAAGCUCCAGUAGAGAGGUCAACAUUCAGGUCACGUAGACGACAACAGGAAGAAGAAGAAGAUAACACUGCCGCUGAAGAAGCCGCUAAGGCUGCAGCUGAAGAGGAAGAGAGACAACGGGAAGCUGAGGCUGAAGCUGAAGCAGAACGUCAAAGAGAGGCUGAACGUCAAAGAGCGGAGGAACAGCGUCGCAAGGAACAGGAAGAAGCUGAGGAAGAGGCUCGUAAACAACAGGAAGCCGAAGAAGCUGAGGCUGAGAGACGCAGACAGGAAGAAGAAGAGCAACGUAGGAGAGAAGAGGAAGAGGAGCGUGAAAGACAGAAGAAGAAGGAUGAGGCCAAACGUGCAGCUGAUGAGGAGGCUAAAAAGAAGAAACGCGCCCCUGGUACCAAGAGGAAAGGUCUCGGUGGACUUUCACCAGAGAAAAAGAAAUUACUCAAAAAACUAAUCAUGGAGCGUGCUCUAGAUGACCUCAAACAGGAGGAAGUUGAACGCGCCAAUGAAAAGAAACAAAUCUUAGAACAACGUAUGGGAAGGUUAGAUCUUGAGGGAAACACCCAGGCCCAACUGGAAGCCAAGGUGAAGGAACUGCAUGCAAAGUUAGUUGGACUCGAAGAAGAAAAAUAUGAUUGGGAAGUUAAGAUACGCAAGCAAGACUUUGAGAUUAAUGAACUUACCAUAAAAGUCAAUGAUAUAAAGGGUAAAUUCGUGAAACCUGUGUUGAAAAAAGUAUCAAAAACAGAAAGCAAAUUAGCUAAGUUUGAAAAGAAAAUGAAUGUGAAAAAAUCUGGUUUCCGUGAUGCACUAAAAUCAACGGGACAGAGCAAAUAUGCAGUUGAGGAAGAGGACAAGUCACACAAAGCCCCAGACUGGCGCAAUGAGCUCAAGGACAAAGAUGCAGGGGAUGAUGAUGCAAUUGAGGCUGAGAGUUGAGCAAAUUAGCUCCAUCUAUAGGUUGUUGCCAUGGCAGCAACAUUGUCACAUGACACAGUUCAACAACUUAAAUGCAUGACCAUAUUAGGAUACAGUGACCAUUUUUCAAAACCGUACAAUUUUGGAAAAUGCUCAUGUCUUCCAGUAAAUGGUAUUUAAUCAUUCUGUGUCAACUUAAAUAGAGGACCCACAAUUGUGGACUAAUCCUUUGAUGGUUAUGUGUUAGAAAAGGAUAAGGAGCGGCAAACAGAUGCAAUAUUAUUGUAUAGCCUUUGAUAUAAAACUUUUGAUAUGAAUCUACAGAUAUUUAAAAGCUGUGUAGCCGGAAAUAUACUCAUAAGGAAUUGAUCGUGAAAAGUUGUAAAAUGUUACUGCCCACACUUUCGGGAAAGAAAUGUUGUAAUUGAUGAAAUAUUAUUACAAUCAUGAGAUUUAAUUACAGACUUGAAAUUAACUUAUUAAAUGCUCCAGAGACUUUUUACAGUUGUCUUUCAAAAAAUGUCUACAUUAUUAUAGUAACCAAGAGAAAAACAUGAUGAAUGUAAAUUUUAGUAGAAAUGUAAAGGUAUAUCACAUUUAUGUAAGAAAUGUGUAUAAUACAUGUGGCUUAGCAGCAGUCUAAUAGUUAAUAUAGAUUACCAUAGUAACCAUGGUAUAUUGCCAUAGCUACACAUAUU
This is a messenger RNA of Owenia fusiformis, 2143 nucleotides long. NCBI's taxonomy places the organism in Eukaryota, Metazoa, Annelida, Polychaeta, Sabellida, Oweniidae. The record is from the annotation of a GenBank genome assembly.